GACGAAAAGGUGUUCAUUUGUCAACAUGUCUGGAGCAGGCAAAGUUUUCCGCGCUCCCGAUCUACCGUGGCUUUAUUUGUAACACGGCGAGGAAAUUAAGGGCACGAGUGUUCGUCACACAUACUGUUUUCAUCGAGGAAUACUUUAGAUGGGUCAGCAAAGUAAGUUUUGAAGGACGCAAAAAUGGACGAAAUCGGAAGAAUUUGACUCGAGAAAUUUUGAUCAUGGGUAAAGAUCAAGACCUUCUGCAGGCUGUGAAAGAGCAAGACUCUCACGCCGUUGUGAAAAUUCUGGGCAAGGCCGGCAAGACAGGAAAGAAAUUAAUUGGGUCUACCAAAAAGCUGAAUAUUAACUACCAGGAUGGAGAUGGGAUGUCGAGCUUGCACCAAGCUGCCCUCAUGGGUAACACUGGGAUUAUGCGAACCCUCUUGGAAGCUGGCGCUCAAGUUGGGGUCAAGGACAACAAAGGGAUGACCCCCUUGCACUAUGCAGCCUGGCAGGGUCUGAUGGACCCUGUGAGGAUACUACUGUACUGGAUGGCCCCUGUUAAUGAACAAGCCUUCAAUGGGGACCUUCCUCUUCACCUUGCCUGCCAACAUGGACAUGUGGAUGUGGUGAAUGCCCUGCUAAGCCAGCAUGCAAGUCCCACGUCCAGAAAUAAAGAAUACAAAACACCGUUGGACCUGGCCUGUGAAUUUGGCAGAUAUGGGGUUGUUGAAAUUCUGCUGAACUGCAAUGUUUGUCAGAUUCUACUAGAAGACAGCCCCGAAGACAUGAAAGACAACUUCCGCACCACCUGCAUUCAUUCUGCCGCCAAAAACGGACACACUGAAGUGAUAAAACUGCUGCUCCAGGCAGGUGUGAGCAUCAACAGGACCACUCUCCAGGGCACGCCCCUUCACGAAGCUGCCAAAUAUGGAAAACUGGAGGCCGUCAAACUCCUUCUUGACUGUGGGGCAGAUGUCAACAAGGCCAACUCCUAUGACCAAACUGCCCUGGAUCUUGUCAACAAAUUCACCACCAGCAAAGCUGCCAAGGACCUGAAAAAGUUGCUCAAAGAGGCCAGUUUUGCUGUAUACGCCCGAGCUGUUAAGGACAACUUCAACAUCGACACUGAGUGCCUUAGUUUUAAGGAAGGGGACUAUAUAUCGGUUCUGGAGCAGAACCCUAAUGGAGUGUGGAAAGGCUAUGUGGUGAAGGACGGUUACAUGGCCAGGCCAGGCUUCUUCCCUGCAGACAAAGUGGUUCUGGUCGAACCCUCAGACCCUGAUCAUGGAGGUGUCCAACUUGUUCAUUCUUCUAAUCAUCCACAGUAUUUUCAUGAUGGUGUGUUGCUGAACCAUGGUGAUGACCGUCGCUGCUGGGACAGUAGUGAGGAGAUGCGGUCAGCGGGACUGUCCAAGGAGAGCCUUCUGGCCAGCAAUAGGAACAGCUCAGCCAGCUGUGACAGUGGACGUGGGGUCAGCACUGGACAACUGGACUCCAGGAUUGCGGCCAGUUCUGCCAUUCACCUGAACAGCCACCGCCUGUCCAGUCAAAGUUACGAAUCAGGAGUUUCUUCAAGAAGAAGUUGCCAUAGCAACUCGAGUUCCAGUUUGGGAAGCUUAGACAAGUUGGAAGAGAGUGGUUUCUCCAGCCAAGUGAACGUAGCAGAACUAUUCCAGGCUGGCCUGACUGAUUCUGAGGUUUUGCUGACCUGGUUGUCAGACUUACAGUUUGAGGAAUAUUUGCACAAUUUUCUUCAAGCCGGCUACGACAUGCCAACUAUUUCUCGCAUGACCCCUGAGGACCUGACUGCUAUUGGAAUCACAAAGCCGGCCCACAGAAAACGGUUAAAAGCAGAGAUAGCCAGGCUGAGUAUCUGCGAUGGGAUUCCCGAUUACAAACCAUCUGACCUGCUGGACUGGCUGCGGAUGCUCAAGCUGGACUGUUACUAUGAGACGCUGAUGAGGCAGGGCUUUGAUAACAUUGACUUUGUCACAGAUAUUACAUGGGAGGACCUGGAGGAAAUUGGUAUACAGCAGUUAGGUCAUCAGAAGAAAAUAAUGCUAGCCAUAGACAGAUUAAAACGGAUAACGAGCAGUGGGAAGCGUCUAUCUAAAGCUGACUGUCAAAGAUCCUCAGACAGCUUGGACUCACCGGGGUCUGUGUUGUCAGUAGAAAUGGUUCCCACCCCUCAGUAUAGCCAGGAGGUGUCCUUUGCCAGGAUUAACCCAAAGAAGUCCCCAUCAGGAGAUAGCCUGAACAGGAAUAGUUCUGGUCCAGAGAUGACCACCUUUCAGCAGCCGAGAGACACGGGGUUAGGCUCGUCCGUGUCCAGUCUGAACAGUUCUGAGUACGCCUGUGUGUUCCCUGUGGUGCCGAGUGGACAGUACCAUUCUAACCCAGAAUCCACAGAGUCCAGUUCUGACCGAUCCAAGUCAGGAUCCAACACUCCUAAAGGAGUAGAGGAACCGUCUGUAGAAGGACACGCCGGAUACGUUAUUAAUAAUGUAGACAAUCUUGAUUUCUCCCCAAAAGUGCCUCAGUCCCAUCCCCCUGCUGUGGCCCCCAAGCCCAAACCUGUGGCUAAGAUUAUUGGGAAGGCAUCCAGUGUGGGCUAUGAGGCCAGUCAUGAUUCUGGUCAAGGGGGAAGUGAUGGAUCGGGGCAAACUACUCCGACGAACACGUUGAGGAAGAACUGUACGUUGAGGAGAGUGAACUCCCCUAAACUUCGUCAAGAGCAUACCUACGCUGAACCAGUCAAAUCUAUGAUACAAGCCCCUGCUAGUGCUCCAGUUUUCUCACAGUUCAGUGUGUCCAAACCAUUUACAACAACAACAUCGCCGUAUGGAACUCUGGCUACAGGACACUAUGGUAAGACAACGACAGCACCACCUUACAGCAGCCCAGGGCCUGUGCAUGCGCCCUACAAUUUGCCAGCCACGUCUUAUUCUGCUGGAUCACCAGUACCAAAUGUUAUGACAGUGUCUGCACCAAACAGUUCGAUGGCAUCUCAUGCAAGUGCUGGAAAAAUCCUGAAGAAAGCUCCUCCACCACCUCCUAAGAGAUCCAACUCGAUGACUGAGUCAACAAGGACAGAUAGGAAUGGUUUUGAGGAUUCUGUUGACUCAAAAUCACCAUCUAUCGGAGCUCAGCAACAGGACUCUUUUGCAAGUUGUGUGAAAAAUCUUUCAGCAAGGUUUGGGAAAAUGCGAGAAGAGAAACACGCAGACAGUACUUCGGACACUGCCAGUAUUUCUGACAGCGAGGAAUUUCCCCCACCACCGCCUCCUAUUGCCAUGGAGAUAAUCACGCCUAAAAUCCACAGCUAUGGCAUUCUAGGGAAAUCUGUUAAAGGCACAUUACCGAGGGAGAGCCCUGAAAGGACUGGUGGUUACUUACAAAAACAUAUUUCUACAAAUUCUAGUAAUUCUUACGGGGACUGGUCCUCAUCUGUGAAUACCUUGCCCCACAAUAGGAGCGCCGACCUCGAAAGGGUCCGAACUGAAAGUGAAAGUGCUACCUUAAUGAGGCCCAACAAGGCAGGGCUGCCUAGAGACUGUAAUGGGGGUCAUGAUCUCAAUGCUUCCAGUGUUAGCAUAGACUCCAAUACUCUACCUUUCGCCAACGAGAAUGUAGGCACUAUAAAACAGAAGGUGCCAACGGGCAAACCAUCCAUUGUCCAGGCUGGUGAGGGUUAUGAGGAUGGGGAGAGAAAUGUCAGCCUGAACUCUAACCUGUUUGAGGAGAGGUCAGCUAUGGGCCAGAGAUCUGAUGGAUCUUCUUUACACCGGAAACAAGCCGCGUCUUCCCCCAGAGACCUGAGGAAAGUCCAACCUCCUCCACCAGUAGCCAAGAAGCCUGCCGUAAAUAAAGCAUCAGUACCAGUGCCGUCACAGCCUAUCCCAAACAGCCUACACCCAGACCCUGAAUCGAAGCAGAAGCGAUCGACAGAGACGGGUGAUGUGCUCAAUGAUAUAGACAACAUGCUGGCUGACCUGACAGAGGAAUUAGACGCCAUGUUAGACCUGGAGCUGGUUGAGUGAGAGGCAGCACCAGACUUGAUCCAAUUACAGCAUGUUCCAAAAAUUGCUGCACACUCUUCACCUUCUAUUGGUUUCUUGCUGAAAAGAAAUUUUUUUGAAAUACUUUUCCCCCUCUUCAUUUACAGUCAGCAAUCAUUCUGUUUUUGAUACCAUCUGUAACAUAUUUUAAGAUGUCUGGCGAGUUAUUUUUGUGGAACAGUAUCUAUUUGAAGUGUGUAUUUAUCGCUAUUUUUUUUUCUCCUGUCGGCUAUUAUGGCCUCCAAGACAGUUCAUCAACAGUCCCUGUGUACAUUUCACACCUUCUUCUCAGAGACUUUUCUUAAAAAUCCAACAUCUGUGAAAUAUUGCACUUGAUGAAUAUUGCAUAUUUUUGUUUUUUUUUCAAGUUACUGCCAUAGAGAAUAUCCGGAAAGUGAUGUUCUCACUGACACACUGAGGUAGAUGUUUUCUCUGUAGUACAGACAUACAUGUUUUAGUAGUUUACAAGGACUAUUUCAUAGAUAUGGGUUAUCUAGGUGUAAAGAAGUAAGAAUAAGAUAAUUUUGAAAAGGCACCACAUAAUACCUUAUGAUUUCUGCUGUGAAGUUGCUUCACUAAGCACAUGUUUGUUUGGUGUUUUAAAUGCAGUGACACUAUACCGUUUUUCUUUCUUUGCUUUUUCUAAUUUUUUUUCUGUAAAGUAUUAGUAUACGUCACGGGAAGAUUUUUUUUUAUCAGAGUGGAUUGAUUAUACAGACAUAUUGACUUGUUUAACCUGGACUACUCACUUAUUCUUUGCUGACCCAAGAAUUCAAUAGAAUAUUUUCAUGGAACAGAUUUAAUUUGGAUCAUGUGUCCCUUUUGUUUUUUUUUGUCAUGGUAAUGGGGUAUGAUAAUAGUUAUCAUGAUCUUUGUAAAUAUUUUUGAGGAGAUGAAUUUCAAAUGUUUACAAUCAUUUUCUGUCACCAGUAUUUCUUGGAGGUUUCAUGUCAGUUAUACUUUCAGUGCUGUUAGUUUGCCUGUAAGAGAGGCCUUCAUGCAGGUGUUUUUGUAUGCUGGUUGAAAUAUUUAAUGCAGACAUCAAGACCUUGAAAUGAUAGAUUCAUGGAGAGCACUUCCUGUCCCAUGAACUUUGUGAGUUGUUGAUUUAUACAUGUAGAUGGGAAGUCAGUAGUAUUUCUACAUUAACUGUAUAUUUGUGGAAAUGAACUGGUGUGAUCAUGUUAUUGAUACUUGCUUAUCAAAUGCCUUUGCUGAAUACGUAACUCUGAGAAUGCUGGUUCAUAUGUAAAAUGCUUGGUUAUGUACAUGGAAAUGUAACAGUAUGUUACGUUCACAUAAAAUGCUGGGUAGCUGUGAAAUGUAGAGUAGCCCAAACUGUCGACUUCUAAUGACAAGCUAGUGUACCAAAGUCAAGUUGCAACGGUAAAUGCAAAUAACUGAAAACUUUUCAAUGGCAAAAAGCUUCGGCCUGUGUGAAUGCAAAUAUAAGACAGUGCAGAUUGCAGGAAAAAAAGGCUUGUGUAAACUGAUAUGAUUAUUUUUGUGAUUACAUUUGAUCUGUGACAAGAUUGUUACUGUAUUGUGGUUACUUUUAAUUGUUUUCCUUCCUAUGCAAUUAUGAAACAAACUGUUCAAUUAAUAACUGGUUGAAACUUUUUUGCUGAAAGUUGUCUGCUGUAAGACAUGCAUUUCAUUACAAAUGUUAGCAAUAAUUCUACUUUGAAAGACUGGCAUUGUUCCCUUAGCCAAUGGGCAUUUUUUUUGCCAAAUAAGCUGGUGCCAAGCUAAGUGAAACCUUACUGUAUAUUGUGGUAAUUUGUACAAAAUAUGGACUAUGUUACAGAAAAGAACUUAAAAGGCAAGAGUCUGAAGUUGAGUUUAAUGUUCCCGCUAUCAAAGGUUUCGCACAUGUGUCUGGGCCCAUUUUCACAAAAUUCUGUCAACUAAUUUUUCAUAAAUGACGUCGCCUUAUGGCAGGUAACUUAGACAACAUCUUUUAAAGACAAUAGUUAAGAGAAAUAUGACUUAUGAAGUUUUGUGAAAGUGGCCCCUGAGCCAUAA
Liolophura sinensis is the source of this 6071-nucleotide messenger RNA. RefSeq names its product caskin-2-like. NCBI's taxonomy places the organism in Eukaryota, Metazoa, Mollusca, Polyplacophora, Chitonida, Chitonidae. The record is from RefSeq and is a predicted model, not a curated record. Gene Ontology annotation, molecular function: protein binding. The transcript is spliced from 19 exons. Bases 225 to 4028 code for a protein of 1267 amino acids.